Molecule: messenger RNA, 2893 nt
Organism: Helianthus annuus (common sunflower)
Lineage: Eukaryota; Viridiplantae; Streptophyta; Magnoliopsida; Asterales; Asteraceae
Product: potassium transporter 6
Exons: 7
Coding region: 391-2676 (761 amino acids)
Biological process (GO): potassium ion transmembrane transport
Cellular component (GO): membrane
Molecular function (GO): potassium ion transmembrane transporter activity
Source: RefSeq, a predicted model, not a curated record
CAGUUUAUAAGCUCCAGUUAGGCACUUGUUUUGUUCCUUUUCGUGUUUGGUUCAUCCUUCUCUGUUAGUUCAACUGCUAUCUCAGCAGUUUCUCACAUUAAACAAACCCAUCCUUCCAUUGCUCUAUAUUAUUUCCAUCUUGGUGCUAAGUAACCUAAUUCUCACUUAUUAUUAUAUUCAAUCAAUGUUCUCUACUAGGGUGGGUGUCUUCUCCCCAUCUUAUUCAAUUCACUUAAUAAUAAUUAAACUCUUCACUCCCACCUUUUCAUUCAAGAUUUAGCCAUUAACUCACUGUUUCAAGUUUCAACUCAAUCUAAUUACUUUCCCCCAAAUGGGUCAUCUGCUAAUCAAGAUAAAGCUUGCAUCUUUAUUGAUUUAAGCCAACUUAUUAUGGAUCUGGAACCUGGGUUUCAUCAGAUUCAUCCAAAGAAACAGUCAUGGGCAACAGUUUUGACAUUGGCUUACCAAAGUUUGGGUGUGGUUUAUGGAGAUUUGAGCACAUCACCCUUAUAUGUGUUUAAAAGUACUUUUGCUGAAGAUAUUGUGCAUUCAGAGACUAAUGAGGAAAUAUUUGGUGCACUUUCUUUCAUUUUCUGGACUCUGACUUUAGUCCCUUUGUUGAAAUAUGUAUUCAUUGUGUUGAAAGCUGAUGAUAAUGGUGAAGGAGGCACAUUUGCACUCUAUUCUUUGCUUUGUAGACAUGCUAGAGUGGGUUCAUUGCCUAAUUGUCAACUGGCUGAUGAAGAAUUGUCAAGCUAUAAAAAUGAAACACCUAAUUUAGCUUUGACUUCCUUUGGGUCAAGACUUAAAUCCACUUUGGAGAAAUAUAGAGUUUUGCAGAGGUUUUUACUUGUCUUGGCUCUUGUUGGAGCUUGUAUGGUCAUUGGUGAUGGUGUUCUAACCCCUGCCCUUUCAGUGUUUUCAGCGGUUUCGGGUGUGGAACUUGCAAUGGCCAAAGAACAUCACAAAUAUGUAGAAGUCCCGGUUGCAUGUAUCAUACUGAUAGCAUUGUUUGCACUACAACAUUAUGGGACCCACAGGGUCGGGCAUUUGUUCGCACCCGUGAUCAUAAUAUGGCUCUUUAGCAUCAGUUCAAUCGGCUUAUACAAUAUCAUUCACUGGAACCCUCACAUCUACAAAGCGUUAUCCCCUGUUCACAUGUAUAAGUUUCUCAAGAAAACGCAAAGCGGAGGCUGGAAAUCUUUAGGGGGUAUCCUAUUAUGUAUCACAGGGUCGGAAGCUAUGUUUGCUGAUCUUGGACACUUUUCACAGUUGUCUAUACAAAUAGCUUUUACGUCGUUUGUUUAUCCAUCUUUAAUUCUCGCGUAUAUGGGGCAAGCUGCGUAUUUAUCUCAGCAUCACGUUAUCGAAAACGACUACCAGAUUGGGUUCUACAUCUCUGUACCCAAGAGUUUGAGGGUGCCGGUGCUGUUAAUAGCCAUACUCGCUGCAGUUGUCGGAAGUCAAGCAAUAAUUACGGGGACCUUUUCGAUUAUAAAACAAUGUUCUUCUCUCGGAUGCUUUCCGAGGGUCAAAAUAGUCCAUACCAAUUCAAAAUUUCACGGGCAAAUAUAUAUCCCGGAGAUCAACUGGAUCUUGAUGACGUUAUGCUUAGCCGUUACCAUCGGAUUUAGAGAUACCAAACGCAUGGGCAACGCUUCAGGUUUGGCGGUUAUAACGGUCAUGUUGGUUACAACUUGCUUGAUGUCUCUUAUCAUCGUCUUAUGCUGGCACCAAAGUGUUUUUCUUGCAAUCGGUUUUGUUGUGUUUUUCGGGAUGAUUGAAGCGUUGUACUUUUCGGCUUCUCUUAUCAAGUUUCUAGAAGGAGCGUGGGUCCCGAUAGCACUCUCGCUCAUUUUCAUGCUUGUGAUGUACGUGUGGCACUAUGGUACACUUAAAAAGUACGAUUUUGACGUCCAAAACAAAGUAUCGGUUGAUUGGCUACUGAGCCUGGGCCCGACACUUGGCAUAGUCCGGGUUCGCGGAAUUGGGCUUGUUCAUACCGAGCUGGUUUCGGGCAUCCCUGCGAUCUUUUCUCAUUUUGUAACCAACCUCCCAGCUUUCCACCAAGUGCUUAUUUUUCUUUGUGUGAAAUCAGUCCCGGUCCCACACGUAAGCCAUGAAGAACGGUUUCUAGUGGGGCGUAUCGGGCCACGAGAGUACCGUGUGUAUCGGUGCAUAGUCAGGUAUGGUUACCGUGAUGUUCACAAGGAUGACGUGGAGUUUGAAAAGGAUUUGGUUUGUAGUAUAGCAGAGUUUAUCAAGAAAGAGAAAGACAGUUGUAUCCCUGAUGGGGAUGGUAAACCGGGAAAUGACGAAGAGGUGAUGAGGGUUGUGGGGACGCAUGUAGAAAUCCGCACGGAAUGCGAAGACGGGCCCGAGGUCGAGGAAAUAAAACCGGUGAGGAAAAGGGUGAGAUUUGUGGUACCGGAGAGCCCAGAGAUGGAUAAUGAUUCACGGGGUGAGUUACGAGACCUAAUGGAGGCUAGGGAGGCCGGGGUAGCCUACAUUUUGGGACACUCGUACGUGAAAGCAAAACAAGGGUCGAGUUUUGUUAAAAAGAUUGUUAUAAAUUUAGGUUAUGAGUUUUUGAGGAGAAAUAGCAGGUCUUCGACGGACGCUUUAACGGUACCGCAUGCUUCCACCCUUGAGGUGGGAAUGGUAUAUCAUGUGUGAAUGUUUUUGUAAAUGUUUUUUUGUGGUGGUUUGAGGUUUUGAAAGAAGAUAGUAGCAGAUAAAACUAAUAGGUAUACUUUCUAUUUGGUUUCCACUUUUUUAUAUAUUAUUGUAUUUAUUUUGGUGUAGUUUCUCUAUAAAUGAUUACCUUUCUCUCUUAUAGAAUGUAAUUUUUAAUCUAUGGAUGUAUUAUGUAUACAACAUAUUAAUGCACAAA